AGUGCCUCAGACCCCCCCAGGCACUGGGGAGAACUGUAUAAAAGGACCUGUGUGCAGUCCAGUUCCAACUCCUCCUGCAGAUUCUCCUCCAUAUCAGAAUCACCUCUCUGCCGAGCCAUGUCCUGUUACGACUUGUGCCCCACCACCAGCAGCAUCGCCUGCCCACAGCCCAUUGCCAACAGCUGCAAUGAUGUCUGCGUCCGGCAAUGCCCCGACUCAACAGCCCUCAUCCAGCCACCGCCCGUCGUCGUCACCUUCCCCGGCCCCAUCCUCAGUUCCUUCCCCCAGCAAGCUGUGGUGGGAUCCUCUGGAGCACCCGCCUUUGGGGGCUCCCUGGGGCUGGGGGGCCUCUAUGGCGCCAGGAGCUCUUAUGGCAUCGGGAGCUCCUUGGGAUACGGAGCGCAGUACGGCUAUGGGAGCUCAGCCCUCUCCACGCUCGGCAGUGGGUUCUGCAGCCCCUUCUCCUCUCGUCGCUACAGCCGGAUCCUAAGGGGCAGCUGUGGGCCCUGCUAA
Phasianus colchicus (ring-necked pheasant) is the source of this 513-nucleotide messenger RNA. RefSeq names its product scale keratin-like. The record is from RefSeq and is a predicted model, not a curated record. Lineage: Eukaryota; Metazoa; Chordata; Aves; Galliformes; Phasianidae. Gene Ontology annotation, cellular component: intermediate filament. Gene Ontology annotation, molecular function: structural constituent of cytoskeleton.